AUGGCUGCACCAGGUGGAGUCAACCCGCAUGCAGAUGCGGACCUGACGAGGCAGUCCAUGCUCCAGAACACGGGUGCGCAGGAGGAUGAGAUCCAAGAUCAGAUUGGCUCCAAUGGCUCGACUCCAUCUGGGAUGGCUACUCCACAGCCAGAUCCUGCAGACAAACGUCUUCCGUCAAUAAUGCACUACUUCUCUCAGGUUGGUGGCCCCUCUGGUUUUUCGCUUUCCCGUAAAGCACGGUCAUCUACCUCCAUGACACCUGCCGCGGUGGAUAGUGCCCAGUCGACUGCCCGCGUUGCACGACGCAACGAGGGCGAUGCCUCUGGGCAUACUUCCUUACCGUCUGGCGCAAUUGCUACAGGAGAGCGCGAGCAGUCGCUGGAUGCCAAGGCGCCUGCUCUGCCCGCUGCCGGAAGCAGUGAGAAGCCAGAAAGCGAGGGAUCGCUGGAGACUUUGAAUCCCAGCUCCCUGCCUACUCCCCCUGACUCAUCUGCGUGUUCUUUGUCCCAGAAAGAGGCGGAGGAGACGGAAACGAGUGCCUCUGGUGCAGAAAAGACGGUGGUGUCCAUCUAUUCUGCGCUGAAGAACUAUCUUUCUUCUUCGUCGUCAGGAAGUUCCUCUGAUUCUCAUUCCUCACGCCGUCCUACAUCCCAUCCAGUUUCCAGCGUCUCAGACGACCCCGUUCUUGCUUCUCACUUCUCCAACCCAUCCCUUCCUGAAGCGUCAGAAAUUCCAUCUCCACCAGCGGCUCCCCUGUUGGAACAUGAAAAGCCUCAGCACGUUUCCAACUCUUCUGAAAACCUUGCCAAGCUAACUGAGAACGCGGUUAACGCUUCGCGUCUAAAGAAUACGCCGCCGCUGACUCCACGUGCCAUGUCGAAUGAGAACGCGCAAUCGGAGAAGCAGCCGGGUGACUCGAAACCCGGUUCGUCCGGUUCAUCGAAUCAACGUCCGAACAAUAAAGAAGAACUGACAGGGAAACUCAAUGAAGCGUUCCCAACGCAGUCCCAAGGGGGACAGGAGGGACCUGCGGUUGCAUCAUUGAAAGGAAAGCUUUCGGUGAGAAUAUCCCAGGCCAGGGGUCUGCGGCCCAGUGUCGAUCCCUAUGUGGUUUGCGUGUUCGAGUGGAACGAGUACAUCUCCAGGGGCGCGCAGAGCGGAGACCGGACACCUGAAACCAAGAAAAGCCAAAAGGAGUGGUCUGAUAGUGACUCCGGACGGCCCAUGGCCAUACCUAUGAAGAGCCGGCAGAGUAGUCACAACAGUCAACUGGACAGUCACGAUCCAAAGGGCAGGGUUCCGAUCACAGAUCCUCAGUGGAAUCACGAAGCGGUCUUUGACGUUCUUGGCGAUCAGUCCGAGAUCGAUGUCUCUGUUUACGACCGUUACAACCAGGAGGCUUUUCUCGGCCAUGUCCGGUUGAGUCUCAAUCUGAAACAAGACAACUCUCAUUUGGAGGGCUGGUUCCCUCUGAUGGCUCGAGGAGCCGGUGACAACCAGGUGUCUGGAGAAAUCCACCUGGAGAUACACUUCCAGAAGACCGAGAGGAAACACGUUGGGCCAAACGAUUUCCAGAUUCUUAAGCUCAUAGGCAAAGGUACAUUCGGCCAGGUUUAUCAGGUAAAGAAGAAGGACACGCAACGUAUCUACGCGAUGAAGGUCCUGUCGAAGAAGGUCAUCAUACAGAAGAAAGAAGUUGCGCACACCUUGGGAGAGCGGAAUAUUCUUGUCCGGACCGCCAUGUCAGCUUCUCCCUUCAUCGUCGGGCUCAAGUUUUCCUUCCAGACACCAACGGAUCUUUACCUGGUCACAGACUACAUGUCUGGUGGCGAGCUCUUCUGGCAUUUGCAGAAGGAGGGCCGCUUUCAAGAGGCGCGGGCCAAGUUUUACAUUGCAGAGCUGAUCCUUGCGCUGCAGCAUCUCCAUGAUCAUGACAUCGUCUAUCGCGAUCUCAAGCCGGAAAAUAUCUUGCUGGAUGCUAAUGGCCAUAUUGCCCUUUGUGAUUUUGGCUUGUCCAAAGCCAAUCUCACGAAGAAUGACACGACCAACACGUUCUGCGGUACCACCGAGUACCUCGCUCCCGAGGUCCUGUUGGAUGAGCAAGGGUAUACGAAAAUGGUGGAUUUCUGGUCUCUCGGUGUUCUUGUCUUCGAGAUGUGUUGUGGUUGGAGUCCAUUCUACGCCGAAGACACGCAACAGAUGUACAAGAACAUCGCCUUUGGCAAAGUCCGCUUUCCCCGAGACGCCCUCAGCGCGGAAGGACGGAAUUUUGUGAAAGGGUUGCUCAACCGAAAUCCGAAGCAUCGGCUGGGUGCCAAGGAUGAUGCGAGGGAACUUAUGGCACAUCCAUUCUUCAGCGACAUCGAUUGGGACGCAUUGGCCCGUAAAGAAGUCAUUCCUCCUUUCAAGCCAAAGUUGAAGUCGGACACCGACACAUCGAAUUUCGACCCGGAAUUCACCACGGCUCUGGAUCACUCGACCUCUCUGAAUGACCGUGCUGCUGCAUUGGCAAAUGGGGCGAUGCCUGCGUCAACGCCUCUGUCGCCUGGCAUGCAGGCCAACUUCAAGGGAUUCACCUUCGUAAAUGAGAGUUCGAUGGACCAACACUUCAAGGACAGCCAAGUUGACCGCAUGGAUGAAGACAUGAAAGAUGAUGACUCCUGGCAUCGAUCUCAACGAUCUAUUGAUUCUACGGAUCAUCGCAUGAGCGGUGUAAUCAGGACCGGAGAGGGCGAGGGUGGUGUGUUCAAUAAUUUUGACAUUUGA
This is a messenger RNA of Rasamsonia emersonii CBS 393.64, 2766 nucleotides long. RefSeq names its product Non-specific serine/threonine protein kinase. The transcript has 3 exons. Lineage: Eukaryota; Fungi; Ascomycota; Eurotiomycetes; Eurotiales; Trichocomaceae. Gene Ontology annotation, biological process: protein phosphorylation. The record is from RefSeq and is a predicted model, not a curated record. Gene Ontology annotation, molecular function: protein serine/threonine kinase activity; ATP binding. Bases 1 to 2766 code for a protein of 921 amino acids.